Messenger RNA from Aegilops tauschii subsp. strangulata, 882 nucleotides. The record is from RefSeq and is a predicted model, not a curated record. Lineage: Eukaryota; Viridiplantae; Streptophyta; Magnoliopsida; Poales; Poaceae.
AUGAAGCCCGCCGUUGGUGCGGCAAAGAAGUCCAAGUUAGCCUCAAACGCGGACGAGAUGAUGAACCUCAUCAUGAAGCGGCGUAUGGAUUACAUACGCAGCCAAAUGAAGGAAAUACCAGAACAAGUAGCCGAGAGAUUGUUAGAGAAGUUGAACCAAAAUGGUGUGAUGUACGAGCCAGCGGCUGCUGCGGCUCUCGGCAACAACGAUGCCGACCUAGAAGUGGAUUCCUUUGAGAAUGGUCCGCCAGGAAAAAAAGAAUUCGUGUACAAGGAUGACUCUGACGGUCUAGAGCCGGUGAAUGAUUUGACACAACCUGACGAGCCUGUUGUAAACCAGAACAACGAUGAUGAGGAAAAAACACCUGCCAAGUUAAAUGUUGACAAGACAACGAAGCCUACUGAUGAGUGUGGCGCAACACCGGAGAACCCUUGGAUUGUAGGUAAUUCUCCUCGAGCAGAAUCGUCCGACAUUGACAUUUCUGCAAGUUCUAUCGACAGGAUGGUGGCUCUGUUUAGUGACAAUGACAUGGAAGGCUCUAUUAAGGACGAUUUGACACCGGAACUCAUUGAUGCUGCUGUUGCGUUUGUGGAGGCAGCUGCUCGGUCUGAGAAGAAUAUGACAAAAAGAGUUUACUACAAUGAACGUGGCACCUGUGUGACUGUGGAGAGUAUACGACCGAUUAUCGAUGCUUAUCAGACACAUUUGGCUCUGUGCGUUGGUCAUGAUCGGCACCUCUGUCCAGCCUGGAGGUCCAAAUACCUUGUUGAUCGUGCUAAGGCACGAGACAACCCUAAACCGUCGAAAUACAACAUGGAUAGUGCGCUGAGCAGAGCUGGAGCAGUACGUAGGGUUCUGGACGAGUAUACCGUCCGUGAUAAG